GUGCCGCCCGGGGAGGGGGGGAGGCGUGAGGUAACGGCCGUCGCGCGCCGCCCAACGGCCGCCCAACGGCCCCCCCCUGCCGGCGGCCUUGCGGUCCCCGUCCUGAGGGAGCUCCGCGGGACGUCCGGCCCCGGCGGCCUUGCCCCGAGGGGUAGCCGGGCUCCCGCGGUCUGUGGGCCGUUAAGGGCUCGCAGGCUACGGGUUAAGGUGCCGAGGGAUAAGGCCGCUACCUGGCGGCGUGCCGCAGGGAGAGCAGCGCGGCGCGGCGCGGCACGGCACGUGGAGGAGGGCAGAAGGGGCCCCAAAAAUGUCUCGCUGAUUCUCCUUAAUUCGGAACAGACUUGAAACAAAGGGGCACAGGCAGGUGCCAGCUGAGACAUGGCAUGUGUGUGUUUGUUGGGCUGGAGCCUGGCCUGAGGAGUAUCUCCUGAGGCACAGAAACUCAAGGUGCCCUUGAAGAAACACUUGGGUGGUGUGUUUCCCCUCCCACCCCCCUCUGGAGGCAGAGAGUGUAAAACUUGGCUUCUUGCAGAAAGGAAAAACCUCGGCGGGCCUGUUCAGCUUUCUUGGGAAAGGAUACCACUGGCUUAAGAUUAGAAUAGGCGACUGAAUCAUAGACAGUAGAAUAUGGCUGGACAAAUAUCAGAAUCUGAUCAGAUUAAGCAGUUCAAAGAGUUUCUGGGAACAUACAAUAAAAUUACAGAAACCUGCUUUCUGGAUUGCGUGAAGGAUUUCACUAGCAGAGAGGUUAAACCAGAAGAGAUGACCUGCUCAGAACACUGUCUACAGAAGUAUUUAAAAAUGACACAAAGGAUCUCUAUGCGAUUUCAAGAGUACCAUAUUCAGCAGAAUGAAGCUCUGGCAGCUAAAGCAGGACUGCUCGGCCAGCCUCGUUAGACAAGAGUACUGUUUUCAGACUUUAUAAGCAGUGCCAAUGUUCAUUGGACAAGAACACAUUUUGGAUUUUCUACUGUCAGGAUGCAUGUCCAGCAACUCAGAAGAGUUCUAGAUGCUAUUUGGAAGACGGAAACCAGAAGGGGUUACAUAAGAAGUUAGUAAUGGUUAACUGGCAAUGGAGUCUGUUUCUGAGGUCCUUUUUCUUGUACAAUUGAAUAAUACUGCUACAAACUUUUCCAGGGCCCACAGACUGGCAUGUUUAGAUUUCAGGGAUUUAUAUUUUGUUUCUUCUGCUGUUUCAGACACAAAAAAGUGUAACAUGAAAGUACAUACAUAAAUGUCUUGACACUUUUUUUAUUUAAUUCAAGUAAAAUAAAUGGGAACUAUACAGGUGUAUGUAUGUUCUUUCC
Rhea pennata is the source of this 1307-nucleotide messenger RNA. RefSeq names its product translocase of inner mitochondrial membrane 9 (gene TIMM9). Lineage: Eukaryota; Metazoa; Chordata; Aves; Rheiformes; Rheidae. The record is from RefSeq and is a predicted model, not a curated record. The coding region runs from base 628 to 897 and encodes 89 amino acids. The transcript has 6 exons.